Molecule: messenger RNA, 684 nt
Organism: Dibothriocephalus latus
Lineage: Eukaryota; Metazoa; Platyhelminthes; Cestoda; Diphyllobothriidea; Diphyllobothriidae
Source: the annotation of a GenBank genome assembly
AUGUAUGAGCAAAUUAAAGGCACUCCCAUGGGUUCUCCCCGAUCAGGCCUGAUUGCUGAAGUGGUCCUCCAACGGAUUGAACACUUGGUCUUUACCAAGUAUCAACCGAAGUUUUGGGCUCGUUAUGUCGAUGAGACUUUUGUCAUUGUCAAAACAUCUGACAUCGAGCAACUCAAAGAUCCAUUGAACUCGGUUGAUCCAAAUAUCCAAUUCACGAAGGAAGAGGAAAGAAAAAAACAAUUACCCUACCUCGAUGUCCUCGUGCGCCGGUGUUCAACUGGAAUAUUGCAAACCAUGGUAUUCAAAAAAGCCACCGACACAAAUAAAGUGCUACAUUUUAACAGCAAUUAUACCACUUGUCACAAACGUAGCUGCGUUCGUACUCUCUUCCAAAGAGUGGAAACACAUUGCAGCACACCAGCCGCCAGAAGAGCUGAGCAACAAUACCUCCACGAACUCUUCCGAGCAAAUGGAUACCCAAAGUCAUUCAUCAAACUGAGCAGGCGCCGAAUCAACAGACGACGGUCAGUACAACAACAACAACCCGAAGUCUGGAGAGCUAUUCUCUACAUAAAAUGGGUCUCAGAUGCAGUCUCACGACUGUUGCAACCUGCUGGCGUAGGCAUAGCCCAUGGACCGCAGGCGACAAUACGCCGGCGCGUGAUGCAACCUAAGGACAGACUG